Synchiropus splendidus (mandarinfish) is the source of this 1471-nucleotide messenger RNA. RefSeq names its product voltage-dependent anion-selective channel protein 2. Gene Ontology annotation, molecular function: voltage-gated monoatomic anion channel activity. The coding region runs from base 148 to 999 and encodes 283 amino acids. The transcript has 9 exons. Gene Ontology annotation, biological process: monoatomic anion transmembrane transport. NCBI's taxonomy places the organism in Eukaryota, Metazoa, Chordata, Actinopteri, Syngnathiformes, Callionymidae. The record is from RefSeq and is a predicted model, not a curated record. Gene Ontology annotation, cellular component: mitochondrial outer membrane.
AUCGGACAGCUAUAUUUGUGGGUCCUUCCGCGCCGAGGUCAGAAGUGUGUCUCCUCCAUAUCGUCCUCCGCCCUGUGUACCCGGUGUUAGCUGCUGCUGUUCCUGCCGUUGACAGCGAAAUCGACUUAAAGUUUAACACCCUGCACAAUGGCUGUUCCUCCAGCAUACACAGACCUGGGAAAGUCAGCAAAUGACAUUUUCAACAAGGGAUAUGGUUUUGGCUUGGUUAAGCUGGAUGUGAAGACCAAAUCUGCCAGUGGGGUGGAGUUCAAGACAUCCGGUUCCUCCAAUGUUGACACCAGCAAGGUGACAGGAGCUCUGGAGACCAAGUACAAGUGGUCUGAGUAUGGACUGACGUUCACAGAGAAGUGGACCACAGAGAACACACUGGGGACGGAGAUCUGUGUGGAGGAUCAGAUCACCAAAGGCCUGAAACUCACAUUUGACACCACAUUCUCCCCAAACACUGGCAAGAAGAGUGGCAAAGUGAAGACGGCCUACAAGAGAGAGUACCUGAAUGCUGGUGUGGAUGUAGAUUUGGAUUUCGCUGGUCCCACAAUCCAUGCAGCAGCUGUGGCAGGCUAUGAAGGAUGGCUUGCUGGAUACCAGAUGACCUUUGACACGGCCAAGUCGAAGAUGACCAAGAGCAACUUUGCAGUUGGUUACAAGACAGGAGACUUCCAGCUCCACACCAGCGUCAAUGACGGUUCUGAAUUUGGCGGCUCCAUUUACCAGAAGGUGAAUGACAAAUUGGAGACUGCUGUCAAUCUCGCCUGGACUGCAGGCAGCAACGGAACUCGCUUUGGCAUUGCUGCCAAGUACCAGCUGGACCCCAGUGCCUCCAUAUCUGCUAAAGUGAACAACGCGAGCUUAGCAGGAAUUGGAUACUCCCAGACUCUGCGGCCUGGGGUGAAGCUCAUCCUGUCGGCCCUGGUGGAUGGAAAGAACAUCAACGCUGGAGGCCACAAACUCGGACUGGGGCUGGAGCUGGAGGCUUGAUGAUCUCCUCAUUUCCUGGGAGGGAGCUGAAACUAGAAUUUCCUGUCUGAAUAAGCCAAAAAUAAAAUCCCCACUUCUGAGCACUGCUAAGUUUGACACCUCCUUUCACUGCAGCUGUGACCUGGCUUCAUGUUGAACCAGUGUUGAGUAUAUCAGUGUGACAAUCCGUAAGAGAAGCCAGUUGAUCUUCUGUCCCAAGUAUUGGUUUGCUCCCUAGUGUUUUCUUUCAGCAUCUUCCCAAGUUUUCAUUUGCACAUCUUUUCUUGAGUAGAGUGAAACUCGUUGCUAGAAUGGCUUUACUCUGCUUUGGUGGACUCGACACUCCUCUUUUAAACACUUGCCCCAAGUGUGUUGGAAGGAUUUACUUUUGGCCCACUAGUGGAAACACAUCUGAGUGAUCUGCACCUUGAUCCCAACCACUGUGACACAGUGUGCGGUGUGUCUACCUUUGCAAUAAAGCGUUGAAAUCUGU